AUGGGGCAAACUGAAAGAAGAAGCUAUUCCCAGAAUAACCAGAACUACCGAUGCAAAAAGUUUUCUGAUAAUGUUAACCGCUGUGGUCUUAUGGACAUUGGUUGCUCAGGACUGAAAUUCACUUGGUCUAACAAUAGGCAGGGCAUGUCUAAUACUAUGGAAAGACUAGAUCGAGCUCUCUGCAAUGCUGAAUGGAGAACUGUAUUCCCUAAAGGAGCAGUCUGCAAUCUCCCUCGCACUUAUUCGGAUCAUUCACCUAUUAUGGUCCAUACUGAAGAUAACUUGUUUUCUGCUGCCUCUAAUUCCCUUACUUGGAAUAAGGACCUCAUUGUUCAAUAUAACAAAACUCUGUUUCAAGAAGAAGUUCUUUGGUUUCAAAAAUCUAGAGCCAAUUGGAUAACUCAAGGCGAGAGAAUCACUAAGUUUUUUCAUACUUCUGCUAUUAAUAGACGUAAGAAGUUGAGAAUUGAUGCCCUUAAAGAUGAGCAUGGUGAGUGGAUUAACAACCCCUUAUUAGUUAAAAAUCAUAUUCAAAACUACUUCAUUUCCCUUUUCAAUUCUGAGCCUGUUAGUAAUCUUGACCAUUGGUGCAAUAUUACCACUCAUAAAAUUUCGCAUGAUGAUAAUAAUCUUUUGCUGAGAAACAUUUCUACUGAGGAAAUUUGGAAGGCUGUCAAGAUCAUUAGUGCUUUCAAAGCCCCUGGGCGUGACGGUUUUCAAGCUAUCUUCUAUCAUAAAUUUUGGGAUGUAAUUGAGGUCAAUGUCUGUGAUUUUAUUAAGAAUUGCUUCCAAUCCAAAUCUAUACCCCCUGUAGUGAAUCAAACUCUUAUUGCCCUUUUCCCCAAAACUGUAAUUCCUGAGAAUAUUAAGCAAUUUCGCCCUAUUAGCCUAUGUAAUGUUUCUUAUAAAAUUUUAUCAAAAAUUUUAGUGAACCGUAUUAGGCCUCUUCUCCAGGAUCUUGUUGGUCCUACCCAAAGCAGUUUCAUUCCUGGUCGAUCCACCCAUGACAACAUUAUCAUUACCCAAGAACUGAUCCAUACUCUUAGAAAAAAAAAAGAUCUUGGUAGAUAUCUUGGUGUUCCCCUUAUUCACAGUAGGAUUAGCAGAAAUAUUUAUAAUGGAACCAUUGAGAAAAUCCAAAAAAAGCUGUCCUCUUGGAAAGCUAAAGCUUUAUCCCUCGCAGGUAGGACUACUGUGAUCCAGUCUGUUUCAUCUUCUAUACCUUCUUAUAUCAUGCAAAUUUCUAAACUCCCCCAAAGCAUUUGUAAACAAAUUGAUAAGCUUAACAGAAAUUUCUUAUGGGGUGAUCUUGAAAGAAGGAAGAAAGUCCAUUUGGUGAAUUGGAAACAAGUCUGUAAAGUUAAACAAGAAGGAGCUCUGGGUCUUAGAAGGGCUGAAGACCAAAAUCUUGCAUUAUUGACAAAAUUGGGUUAG
Camellia sinensis is the source of this 1434-nucleotide messenger RNA. NCBI's taxonomy places the organism in Eukaryota, Viridiplantae, Streptophyta, Magnoliopsida, Ericales, Theaceae. The record is from RefSeq and is a predicted model, not a curated record.